Messenger RNA from Ectocarpus sp. CCAP 1310/34, 1587 nucleotides. Lineage: Eukaryota; Phaeophyceae; Ectocarpales; Ectocarpaceae. The record is from the annotation of a GenBank genome assembly.
AUGACACGUAUGCUAGAUGCUUUGUUGCUUCCUCGAACUCAUGCGCUUUUCAGGAACGUGCACCUGCCUGAAGCACCGACGACAGCAGCCGCAGCGGCGCCCGUCGGCGACACCAUGUUUCCUGGAGAGUCAGAGGAGUGGACAGAUGGUUUCGGUGGGCAUCUCGACGGCACGCCGGCCGAGGGCAAGAGCAAGGGCAAGAGGAAAAGAGAGCCGCUAGAAUUGGAGCCACCAAACUUCCCCAUUAAGUUUGGUCGUAGCCAGAAACGCAAGCGGUACGAUUUGGAAUUCAAAGUAAACGCCAUUAAGUGCGCGACCAUGCAAAGCCCGGGGGCGCAGGGGCCUAAUGAAACCAUCGGUGUGUCGUAUGCGCAACGAGUGCUUGGGAUCCCCGAGAAGAUCACACUCUCUGCGUGGAUAAAAGACAGAACGAAGUACGAGAAGCAGCUGGAACAGGCAGACCAGCUCGGGGCCAGAGGCAAGAAAAAAGCCCGGAGCGUGAAGUCGUUUAACACGGGGAGGGUAAGGUCAAACGCUGAGGUCGAGCUCGAACUUCUCGACUGGAUCAACGAUGUUCGUUCGGAAGCCAUCUCUGCCCGCGUCGCUACAAGGAUGAUCAAGAACAAGGCGGUAUCGCUCAACUCGCUUUGGUUCGGCCCGAGGCCUGCAACAAACGACCUGGAGGGCAGUAGAAAGUACCGCAACAAGCACACUCACUGGUGCAGGAGGUUCCUUAGGAAGAACCGGUUGUCAUUCCGGGCGGCUACCAAGCAAGGCCAGAAACUCCCUUCCGGGUGGCCUGCANUUCUCGACUGGAUCAACGAUGUUCGUUCGGAAGCCAUCUCUGCCCGCGUCGCUACAAGGAUGAUCAAGAACAAGGCGGUAUCGCUCAACUCGCUUUGGUUCGGCCCGAGGCCUGCAACAAACGACCUGGAGGGCAGUAGAAAGUACCGCAACAAGCACACUCACUGGUGCAGGAGGUUCCUUAGGAAGAACCGGUUGUCAUUCCGGGCGGCUACCAAGCAAGGCCAGAAACUCCCUUCCGGGUGGCCUGCAAUUGCCAUGAAAGCCGUCAAGGAAUGGAGGGCGCUUCGUCACGGAGGAAUCGACGGUGCAACAAGCAGUGCGCCUUCGAAGCCACCUCUGUUGUUCAAGGAGGAGCAGAGCUACAGCAUGGAUGAAACUGCUGUGUGGAUGGAGCCCGCUGGCACGUCGACCGUGGCGGUGAGUUCAAAAAGUGUUGCUUCGAAUCAUGUGCCUGUCUGGUCGUUUCUUGGCAUUCCGUGCAAACAGUGGGCAUUGUGAUGCCAUAUUUCUUGCCGCAUACCGACUCAGUGUCCAGCCAGUAAGGCUAGACGACGUUGGUAUUGUGCUUAAGCCGGGUUACAAUUUUCUUAAUAUUCGCUUCCAUCAUCACUGUACUGCAAAACCUAUACGUCACUUUGUGCGUGAAGAGCUGUCAUUCUCAUCUACAAAAUCGACUUUUUUCGUCGCCUCUGCUUUCUCUAUUGUUUUUUGCUUUUUAUUUUUGUCGUUCGCAGCACACCGGUCAGAAAGAGGUGGCCAUCAAAACCGGUGGAAAGGAAA